AUGCUAAGUUAGACUGUGCCUCUUUCAAGUGUUUUAGAAGUUCUUCCUUAGUAACGAGUAAAUGCCUUGUAACAGUAUGCAUUUGGUGAAAGUCCUCAAAAAACUAAAAGAAGCAACAAAACAUAAGAUAGAGUAUCUUUAUUUAAUGGAAGUGCUUCUAUAAUGAUGACAACUAUACAAUCGAAGGCAGAUACCUUACCUCCUAUUGAUUAAUACAGCAAAUAUAGAUAAAAUACUCAGGCAAGUAAUAGUAAAUCACCAUAAGCAAAAAAUAAAAAAUACAAUUAUGGAGGAGGAGGAGAUUUUUUUACUUAAAAAAUAUCUAAAAAAUAACCUUCUCUACACACAUAAUAAUCUAAUUCAACUUAUAAUCAAUUAAGAUCUUCUUCUCUAACCAACAGAUUCAAUAAAACGCCAAGCAGACUUUUCAACAUUAAUUAAAAUUUAGAUAUUGAUGAAAAUAACAAAAUAGGACAAGGAAAUUUUGGUGUUGUAUUUAAGGCUGAAUUUAAAGAUACAAAAGAAGAGGUUGCCGUUAAAAGAGUUCUUUAAGAUAAAAAUUUUAAGAAUAGGGAGCUACAAAUAAUGUAGGAAGUAGCUCAUCACCCCAAUAUAGUUCAACUAAAAUACAGUUUUUAUUCUUUUGGAGAAGAGGAAGAUGAUGUUUAUUUAAACUUAAUCAUGGAAUACGUUCCAUCCAAUUUAACAAAGAUGAUCAAAUACUACCACAGAAAAAAAUUAAAAUAAUUUGAAUAGAGAGAAUAGUUUCCUAAUAUUUUGAUAAAAUUAUAUCUUUAUUAAGCUUUUAGAGCUCUUGCCUAUUUGAAUGGAUUGAAUAUAGCUCAUAGAGAUAUUAAACCAUCAAAUAUUUUAAUUAACCAUAGGACUCAUCAACUUAAAUUUUGCGAUUUUGGAUCAGCAAAAAAACUUUCAAGAGGUGAAUCUAACAUAUCUUAUAUUUGUAGCAGGUUUUAUAGAGCCCCUGAAUUGAUGUUGGGUGCUUCAAAUUAUACCACAAGUGUAGAUGUUUGGUCACUAGGUUGUGUAGUAGCAGAGAUGCUCUUAGGAGAACCCCUAUUUAAAGGAAAUUCCAGUUUAGACUAAUUAGUAGAAGUUAUGAAAGUACUCGGUGCACCUUCACCAGAAUAAAUUAGAGAAAUGAAUCCAGAACACAAGUUAUUGAAAUAUCCUCCAAUUAAUAAAAUGCCUUUAUCUAAAGUUUUUGAAAGUGUCUUAAUUAAUAGAGAUCUAUUAGAUUUGCUAGAAUAAAUGCUAGUCUAUGAACCAUCUAAAAGGAUUAAGCCUUUAAAAGCUUUAUUACAUCCCUAUUUUAAUGAAUUAAGAAUAGAGCAUUGCCGGAUAAAUGGAAAGAGACUUCCACCUUUAUUCGACUUUUUAGAAGAGGAAUUAUCAGAGUCGUAGGAUAAACAAUUGACUUUUUAGUUAUUGACCCCUAAGUGGUAUUAGCUUUUAAAGUAAGCAGGAGAAGACAAAAAUCAUUUCAAUUAAGAAUACUGA
This is a messenger RNA of Tetrahymena thermophila SB210, 1518 nucleotides long. RefSeq names its product cyclin-dependent kinase-like Serine/Threonine kinase family protein. The record is from RefSeq and is a predicted model, not a curated record. Lineage: Eukaryota; Ciliophora; Oligohymenophorea; Hymenostomatida; Tetrahymenidae. Gene Ontology annotation, biological process: signal transduction; protein phosphorylation. Gene Ontology annotation, cellular component: cytoplasm. Gene Ontology annotation, molecular function: protein serine/threonine kinase activity; ATP binding. The transcript has 8 exons.